AUGUCGUGGCAACCUAAGCUUCGCCCCAAGGGCUUCCCACAUAGCAUCGACGACUUUGCAGUGGCGUCAAUGUCUGAGCUGGAACACCGCUCGAAAACGGGUGAGGAUAAACGGGACCAGCGCGUCUUCCGGGUCAAGCGGAAGCAUGUCCUGAAGGCGUGCGAUCGGUGCCGAGUCAAGAAAACCAAGCCCUGCAACCGCUGCUCAGUCUACAAUCACCCAUGUCUGUUCCGUGAGCGGAAGGCGACGCAGACUAAGGUAUACUCCCGAGGAUUCGUGGAGAUGCUCGAAUCGCACCACUCACUAGUCGUCAAAGCCCUCCAGACUCUAUACCAGUUCUGCGUCAACAAGGAAGGCUUCCCCGGCGAGCCGCUGGCCGAAGCACCAGACGGCCACCCUCUCACCCACGCCAUCCUCGAUCGGCUCGGCCUCAUCAAACAAGCGGAAGACACUGCAGACGAGCCGGGCGAGGAUUCGGAGGACCUGCGCUAUCUCCGGCUCCUCUCGACUUCGACCGAGUGCAGCGCCACGGCGGAGCCGUCCCCCGAGCCGGCCACUCCCCCCGAGCCCUCCCCAACGACAGUCUGCCGGCCCGCCGUCUGCCAUUCCCGUCCCUCCCCAAUGACGAGCCGAAGUCACUCGCACUGGCAGUGGGAUCCACAGUCCGUCCAGCAGACCACCUACAGCUAUCCGGACGCCCGGUACCAGGACAUGCUCGCCAUGCAACGGCCCUCGAUCCCCUCAGCAGAUCUAAGCGCCGGCGAGAUCGAUAUACCCUCCGGGUCCUCGCGUUCGCAGGGUCCCCACCCCCAUGACCAGCCACCUUUCGCGUACUUCAUGGAUGAGGGAUGCAGUGCUGCUGCGUCGUCAGAUGCCAAGGCUGCUGUUCGACUGCAGACCGGGAUCAUACCCGAGGCGCAUCCCCCCAGCUGGCUGGGUUGUCGAAUGACCUGCUGGACGACUUCCAUUUCCAGACGGCAGAGUCUUCCUUCUACCCUGGGUUCCCGCCAGGCUGGUCGUUUCCCUCGGCCUGACUGA
Messenger RNA from Penicillium canariense, 1038 nucleotides. RefSeq names its product Zn(II)2Cys6 transcription factor domain-containing protein. The transcript is spliced from 3 exons. Gene Ontology annotation, biological process: regulation of DNA-templated transcription. Gene Ontology annotation, molecular function: DNA-binding transcription factor activity, RNA polymerase II-specific; zinc ion binding. Bases 1 to 1038 code for a protein of 345 amino acids. Lineage: Eukaryota; Fungi; Ascomycota; Eurotiomycetes; Eurotiales; Aspergillaceae. The record is from RefSeq and is a predicted model, not a curated record.